This is a messenger RNA of Culex quinquefasciatus (southern house mosquito), 5538 nucleotides long. RefSeq names its product kazrin (gene Liprin-gamma). The record is from RefSeq and is a predicted model, not a curated record. Bases 1023 to 4166 code for a protein of 1047 amino acids. Lineage: Eukaryota; Metazoa; Arthropoda; Insecta; Diptera; Culicidae. Gene Ontology annotation, molecular function: protein binding. The transcript has 15 exons.
AUCGGCGUCGCUUCUCCCUGCAAAACAGGGCGUGUCGUGUCGUCCCCGAAAGCCAUAAACCACCUACAAGAAGAUUAAAUCCUCGGACACAUAAUCCGUUUCGUACCACCCCCCUCUCCUUCUUAGGUUUCUGGUGUCUGGUGCAGUAGGUCCGGGCAACCCGAAGAAAACGACACGUGGGCACGUACAGCGAUAAGUCUUGGACGCGCGCGUGGAAAAUGGCCCACCCACCGUCACCACCACCCACUGCAACUACACUGCACCCAGGCUCAGAUCGUGGGUGUGGAGAAGAAGGAAAAUAAUUGAGUGAAAUAGUGGCGGCAGCAUUAAAGAAGGGGGUGGGAACAAAAAGAGAAAAAGGAAAAUCGAUUUUGGUUGCAAGUGCAGGAGCUCCCCCCGAAGAAGUGGUGCUUUUCACGUGCAAGGUUUUGGGCUGGCCGAGCCGAGUGUUCCACCCAACCCCUUCUAGUGAAACUCUACCCCCAGAGAGUGGCCAAAUGGCAAGCGUUGCUGAAGUGAAGAGUUCAUAAUCGGCCAACGGUUGACACACACACACUCAACCCUUCGUGGUGUAUCCUACUUAAGGAAGAAAAAAAAAAUAGUGCAACAGCAACAAAAACCAGUGCAAAGUGUUUUCCGGCACGAGGCACAAAACCUCCAAAGUGCAAAAAGAAAAAGUGUGAAUCCCCAACAGCUGCACCAGGAACCGAGGCAAGAUAUUGUCGUGACAGGGAAGAUUUACCGGAUCAAAUAACUUGCGCGAUCGGAUGCAGCCAUGAACCAUCGCCGGAAGGACGGCUAAAAAGCACGUCACCGACAAAAGGAUUAGAGUGUUGUUCCCUCGAGGGUUGGAGAAAGCUUUUUAAAACUGGGAAGCUUUUUUCUCUCUCUCCACCAAAGGGGCGCUGCGUUCGAAGAUCGUUCUCGUCCUCCGAUGCAAUGACCAAUCUGCGGAAGUAACGUGCCAGCGCUCGCCACACUUCUGAGAAGCCCCAGCACCCCCCCAACCCCUCCGGCAAGGCAUGCAGUUGAACGGCAACACGACGGUCACGAUGGCCGCCUCGUCGGAACCGCCCGAGCCUCCGCCCCGCAAUCCGGACAAGAUCAAUGCAUCACUCAAGCAGCUGACCGAUGCGAAAACCCGUUCACUGGACACGGCAGAUAAGACGGCCGCCCCGCCCGUCACCGGUGUCCGCACGUUCCGGCCGAUCCUGUCGCUGGACAAUGCCAAACCCCUGCCGAAAGCGUUCGAAUCGGCCGGAACGCCCACGUCCGCCCCGGCCACGACCUUCAUCGGGGGCAAUAAAUCCAACAACAGUAGCAGCGAUUCCAGCACAACGCCGAGCGGGCCCGGUCCUAGCACGGGCGCAACCAGCAGCAGUAGCAACGAAAACAAUGCCGCGCGGACGUCCUCCAACGAGGUGGUGGCGGCGGCUGGCGGAAGCGCAACGAGUCCACCGGGGCCGGAAGAAUCAAUUGGCUCGAAAUUAAACUCUGGCAGCCAACAACCCACGCAAAUAUCGCCCACCCAGAGUGAACGCAGCAGUACCGGCAGUAAGGAUCAGAGCGGGGAUAACGCGGGGGACAACCUGUUCAAAAAUGGCGUCAAGGAUUUGGCGUCGCCCCAAACGACCAAGAUCCGGCACGAGAACGAGCGGCUGACGGCGGAGAUCACGCGGCUGAAAAAGCUGCUCGCCAACUCGCCGGACGGGGCCGUCGGCGGCGUCGACCCGCUGCUGUCCGACAGCAACAGCUUCGAUGCGCACUCGACCGACGACAGCGGCGGCCGGGUCGAGAAGCUCGAGAACGAGCUGCGGAUAUCGAAGGAGCUGAUCCAGAGUCUCAAGCUGGAGCGCAAAAAGCUCCGCUCGGACAAGUCCGACCUGCUGUCCCAGGUGAAGCAGCUGUGCGCGUCGCUCCAGGACAAGGAGCAAGAACUGAGGAAUUUCAUCCGUAACUUCGAGCAACGAAUACGGGAAACGGAGGUGAGCAGCGCCAAGCACAACUCGGAACGAGAACGCGAGCGGUGGUCCCUGCUGAAGCACGCCCGCGACGAAGCGGAACGUUCGAUCGCGCUGGCGGCCCAGCUGAACGCCCGGGAUAUCCAGCUGCAGCGAACCCAGGAACAGCUGCAGGAAGCGCGGCGGCAACUGUCCGGUUGUAUGUCCGACCAGGAAAGCUUGGUAUCGGCGGCUCCGUUGACGCCACCGUCGGGACACUUGAACCACACCCAAACGGCCACCGGAGGAUAUUCCAACAUCAGCGGAACUCCCGGCGAUCGUGGUUCGUGUAGUGCCGAUUCCGGUGUUAGAGAGCUUAUUGCAGGAAGCAGCGAUCGGGAGAGCGCCGCUGGAGAUCUGAACCUCAGUGACGGGCCCUGCGAGAACGGACCCUGCAUACAGGUAGACUCGGACAGUGUGUCACUAGUGUCCAGCCACCACAACAUGUACCAAUACGGAACACCGAAAGAACGAAGUCCGACGCUUUCGCCAUUGAACGCCGGGGCCUACUCGCGAUCAGUUGAUACGGCCGCACUUUCCAACUCCUUCCGUUCUGUUGAUCAGCUGGGUUCCCCAAUCGAGAACGAGAACCAAACCUUUGCCAGAAGACUGCAGCAGCAACAAUCUCAAUCAUCGCAAUCAUCCAAGACUGGCGCUGCCGGUGCCGUUGGUGGUGCCGGAACAAGCCUAACGGGCCGUACAGGCCGUGGCGGAACCUGGGGCAGUAUAUCGCGGGUGUUUGCCCGCAACCGGAACCGCAACAAGAGCAACCCGGUGGCGGAAACCGAACCCACCGACUUCCAGUGGAGUCCGCUGACAGAGGAAGGCUACGCGGAAAAGCUACGACUGCUGCGGGAAGCCUCCUCGAUGCCGAUGGAACGUUGGAGGGCUUCCCAGGUGCUGGCCUGGCUGGAAGUUGCCCUCGGAAUGCCCCAGUACAGUGCACGAUGCGCCGAAAACGUCAAGAGCGGCAAGGUCCUGCUCGAACUGAGCGAUGCCGAACUGGAAAGCGGCCUCGGAACGAGCCAUCCGAUGCACCGGAAGAAGCUGCGGCUAGCCAUCGAAGAGCAACGCCGUCCGGAGCUGGUCCGGUAUCCGACCAUUGGGCAGCUGGGUCACACCUGGGUCGCCUCCGAGUGGCUUCCGGACAUUGGUCUUCCACAGUACGGGGAAUCGUUCAUGCACUCGCUGGUGGACGCCCGCAUGUUGGACACCCUCUCGAAGAAGGAGCUGGAAAAGUAUCUCGGCGUGACGCGCAAGUUCCACCAGGCCAGCAUCGUACACGGAAUCCACGUGCUCCGGAUAAUGAAGUACGACCGGCAGUCGCUGGCCAUGCGGCGGCUGCAGUCGGAGAACGUCGACACCGAUCCGAUCGUGUGGACGAACCAGCGAUUCAUCCGCUGGGCGCGCUCCAUCGAUCUGGGCGAGUACGCUGACAACCUGAAAGAUAGCGGCGUUCACGGCGGCCUGGUGGUUCUGGAGCCGUCCUUCUCCGGCGACACGAUGGCCACGGCACUCGGCAUUCCUCCCUCGAAGAACAUCAUCCGGCGCCAUCUGGCGACGGAAUUCGAAACGCUCAUCCUUCCAGCAAGGGCCACUCUGGGCCAGGGGAUACGAACCGGCGGCGGCACCGUGGUCCCAAUCGCCAGCGGAAUCGGCAUGAUACCGAUGCCCGGAGAUCGACGCAAUACCGGCAGCUUGCGGUUUUCCGCCUGGAAAGGAUCACAGGGAUCCCUCACAAAAGCAUUCCGGAUAAGUUCCGGGUACAAGCCACGAGCGGGAGGCAGUGGCACCAGCAACGGCGGCGGCUCCGACAAAAACAGCGUCUACAGCUCGACAUCUCCGACGCCGUCGUACAGCAGCAGCGAGGGCGGAAUCUACGCCGCGGUCGGUUUCCAUCAGCUGCAUGGCCACCUCCCGCACCACCAUCUGCCUCCGCCCACGACGGCCCCUCCCCCCGUGCCAUCGUCCGGCGGUGGAAGCGGUGGCGUUCCCAGUCCACUGGCCACCGCCGACCAGAGGGCCAACUACCGGGUCAGCGCACCACCCAUGGACGGGUCCUCGUCGUCGUCCUCGAUGGCAACCCUGCCCAAGUACGGUUCGCAGCAUCGGCGCGUCAAAAGCAUCAGCGACAUCGAGGUGGCCGCGGCCGUUGGGUCCGGCUAAUUCCCUCGCUCGCUCGCUCUCUCUAAUCACACGCGAUUUCAUCUCAUCACACCACCACAAAGCGUAUUGAUGGCAGCUGUUGCAGUGCAGCGGUUGCAUAAAUACAGGCGCACGAACGGUAGAAAUGGGGGCGAAACGGCGCCAUCUGUUGACAAAUGUAGAAUUGGGCUGGAAGAGAACCGCAGUCGAAUGGAUCAUAGACAAAUAAUAUUAAAAAAAAAAAGUUCAAUGUUUUGAUUCAGUGAAAUAUUGUGUUUGUUUCAGUUAUAUUUUUAACAAAUCAUUUAAAAUUUCAACAUGUAUUAUAGAUUUUUAGAUUUUUUUAAAUUGCAAAACAAUUUAAGUAUUUGAACCAUACAAUUGGUCUGUCUGUGGUCCAUUGCGCAAAAAAAACUGAAAUCAAUUGUAAACCAAAAAUCACGCCCCGUGUACAACCGCAGAUUAACUAUGAAGCAGAGAAUUAUUAUUUUUAUGUUUGGUUGUGCGGUUAUCAAUGAAACCCAGUCCAAACGUGACUUUUACUUUGAUAACUAAAACUGAACCACAAAGGGUUUAGAUUGGUUCACAUUGUGAUUUGAAUAGUUCUACCCCGUAUUAAUAAUUCCGUUGUAAAAAAAAAAUCCAAACCAGACCAUUCCACAAAGCCACCGUCAAAACAGUAGAAGAGUCAACAUAUCAACUCGACCACUAUUCCAAAGAAACCCGUACAUUCCACAGAUGUAAUUCCACUGAACCGAAUAACAUAAACCGUAACCAAAGCUUGUGUAAACGAUCUUACAAUAACUGUUAGUAAAACAAAGCAAAACAAAACUCUUAUCUAUAAACCAAAGCCGAUCGCGAUGCGCAAACUUGCGCCCCAGAGUGAGAGCAAACAAGUCGAACUAAAAAAAAACCAGUCAUCACAAAUAUAUUCUUGUAAACCCGUACUGUUUGUAUUUAGUAGCAACCCAGAGUCGACGACGCAAAACCAACUACUAAAAAAAAGAGAGAUAAUCAAGUGCAUGUGGAAUAUUGAUAUUGAUAUCGGAAUUUCUGUCUAAUACUGCACAGGCUCAACACUGGCACAGCAAAGCGAAGUGAUUUAUUAUAAUCAGUAUCUGAUAGGGAAAUUGUUUAAUUCAAUAAAGUUAGGAACGCAGCUGCAUCUAAGAGAUAUUAAUUAUAUAUUUAAAAGAUAAAUUCAAGCACUCAAACGAUAGAUUGAAACGCAAAAAAAACAAGUCGCAAAACUAUUUAUAACUACGCUAUGUUAGAAUAACUUAUUGUAAUUGUAGUACUGAUGACAGAUAUGUAAAAACAAACUGCUAGAUAUUACAUUUCUUAUCUGAUGGUCAAACUAAUGCAAUGAAAUAUAAAUUCUGGAAACUGUAAA